Molecule: messenger RNA, 1788 nt
Organism: Botrytis cinerea B05.10
Lineage: Eukaryota; Fungi; Ascomycota; Leotiomycetes; Helotiales; Sclerotiniaceae
Gene: Bclat1
Product: Bclat1
Exons: 3
Coding region: 211-1602 (463 amino acids)
Biological process (GO): pyruvate decarboxylation to acetyl-CoA
Cellular component (GO): pyruvate dehydrogenase complex
Molecular function (GO): dihydrolipoyllysine-residue acetyltransferase activity
Source: RefSeq, a predicted model, not a curated record
GACAUUCAACAGAACAAUUUAAAUCUGUGUUUUUGUCGCGAAUAACUUCCUCCCACUCCACCCCAAACAUUUACCACCCACCUUCCCGCCCUAAUCCUACUGUACCGGGUUCUACAUAUCCAAGACUUUUAUUUGUCUGGAUACUGAUUUGGGUUCUUUUCACUCCUUUAACCUGAGUCCUUUCGUUCUUCUCUAGAUAUUCCCAUCAAGAUGUUUUCCGCAGUGUUGAGAAAGCGUGCCCUUCAAUCUCCAUCUCUGCCAUAUCAAUUAGCAAGAUGUUAUGCCUCGAAAUCUUUCCCUCCCCAUACCGUAGUCACUAUGCCAGCGUUAUCGCCAACCAUGACUUCAGGUAACAUUGGAUCGUGGCAAAAGAAGCCUGGAGAUGCAAUUGUUCCUGGUGAUGUAUUGGUAGAGAUUGAGACCGAUAAGGCGCAAAUGGACUUUGAAUUCCAAGAGGAGGGUGUUUUGGCUGCCAUCUUGAAGCAAUCUGGAGAGAAGGAUGUUGCUGUUGGAAAUCCAAUUGCUGUUAUGGUUGGAGAAGGAGAGGAUACAUCGGCCUUUGCGGAUUUCACACUCGCAGAUGCUGGAGGAGAGAAAUCUGCACCAGCACCACCAAAGGAGGAAGCCAGUCAGUCUUCCGAGAAGUCUGAUACACAAUCUGGAACUGCUCCCCCGCCCCCAACCGAAUCGACCCCAGCUCCGGAGGAAUCCGCUUCAAGUGGUGGAAGAUUACAACCUGCUAUGGAUAGAGCAAUCAAUGCUAGCUCCGCAGCUGUUAAAUUGGCUAUUGAGACCGGUGUCAAGAUUACUGGUGUUAAGGGUACUGGAAUUGGCGGACAAGUCACUGAGGCUGAUGUCAAGAAGGCUUCUUCUGGAGCUUCAAGCAGUGGCGCACCAGCUGCUGCUACUGCCAGUUACGUCGACACUCCUAUCACAUCUAUGCGUAAGACCAUCGCCAACCGUCUUACCGAGUCUGUGAACCAAAACCCACACUACUUUGUCGCCUCUACUGUUUCCGUUACCAAGCUGAUUAAGCUCCGCACAGCUCUUAACGCUUCCGGAGAAGGGAAAUACAAGCUUUCGAUCAAUGAUUUCUUGAUCAAGGCAUGUGCUAUUGCAUGCAAGAAAGUCCCAGCUGUUAACUCAAGCUGGAGAGAUGGUUUCAUCCGCCAAUUCAGCAACGUUGACGUCAGCGUUGCCGUUGCCACACCAGUUGGUCUCAUGACCCCAAUUGUCAAGAAUGUCGAAGGACUCGGUCUCGAAUCCAUUUCAGCACAAGUUAAGGACCUUGGCAAACGUGCCCGUGAUGGUAAACUCAAGCCAGAUGAAUACCAAGGUGGAACUUUCACCAUUAGCAACAUGGGAAUGAACAGCGCUAUCGAUAGAUUCACCGCAGUCAUCAACCCACCUCAAGCCGCCAUUCUCGCCGUAGGAACCACUCAAAAGGCAGCUAUCCAAGGCGCAGAUGGAGGAAUUGAAUGGGAUGAUCAAAUUACCGUUACUGGAAGCUUCGACCACAAGGUUGUUGAUGGUGCCGUUGGUGGUGAAUGGAUGAAGGAGUUCAAGAAGGUUGUUGAGAACCCUUUGGAAUUGUUGCUAUAGAAUUGAUUUUAUGUGAUAUGAUAUGAAUUCAGGGGUUAGGACAGUAAUAGAACUGGUUGGGAUGGAAUGGUUAGGGAGGUUAGUUGAUGUGUAGGCUGAUGAUACCGAUGAAAGAAAGAAGAAAAGAGAUUCCCCAUAUAACUCCUUGUACAAUCAAAUCAACGAUUCGUCGUAGUAUUAUUUUUA